AUGCAUUACACCACAGUCAUUACCCUCUCCCUCGUACUGGGAGCAGCUGCUGGGCCCUUCCGCAUGCAGCCCCGAGCCAACGACACCAGCGUCAACAACAACACUACGUCGACGACCCCGCCCACCAAAGUUCCGUAUGGCACUGUCAUUAGCAGCUGUACCGUCGAGAAUACCUUUGCCCUCACCUUCGAUGAUGGCCCGUUCAAGUACACUGAUCACGUUCUCGACCUACUUGCCGAGGCUCAAGUCAAAGCUACCUUCUUCGUAACGGGCAGUCUCCUGGGCGAUAUCAGGAACGAUGAAAACCGAGCUAGGAUUAAGCGCAUGCUCGACGAGGGCCACCAAGUCGGCCAUCACACUUGGAGUCACGCCGACCUUGCCACGACUGACGACAAGGGCGUGGUUGAGCAGAUGACCAAACUCGAGGAUGCCUUCUUUGACAUUAUGGGGAAUUGUCCGACGUAUAUGCGCCCGCCUUACUUCAGCUGGAGCGCUGCGACCCUGUCCAUCAUGAAGGAUCUCAAGUACCAUGUCAUCCGUGCUGACAUCGACACCAACGACUGGAAAUACAACUCAUUGGGGAACCUUACAGGCCUGGAUCUCUUUGAGAACGGCGUGGAAAAUGGCGGUACUCUUACUUUGUGUCAUGAUGUUCAACAAAACACCGCUGAGUUUCUGCUUCCUGAGAUUCUUCGAGUUAUGAAAGAGAAGAACUUGAAGGGGGUUCCUGUUGGCGAAUGCCUCGGCGAUCCCGAGGCCAACUGGUACAGGACUGAUCGCAUCCUUCCGGCUACGGCGCUAUGA
Molecule: messenger RNA, 804 nt
Organism: Colletotrichum chrysophilum
Lineage: Eukaryota; Fungi; Ascomycota; Sordariomycetes; Glomerellales; Glomerellaceae
Exons: 2
Coding region: 1-804 (267 amino acids)
Biological process (GO): carbohydrate metabolic process
Molecular function (GO): hydrolase activity, acting on carbon-nitrogen (but not peptide) bonds
Source: RefSeq, a predicted model, not a curated record